Molecule: messenger RNA, 1519 nt
Organism: Tachyglossus aculeatus (Australian echidna)
Lineage: Eukaryota; Metazoa; Chordata; Mammalia; Monotremata; Tachyglossidae
Gene: SOCS2
Product: suppressor of cytokine signaling 2
Exons: 4
Coding region: 1-966 (321 amino acids)
Biological process (GO): phosphatidylinositol phosphate biosynthetic process; intracellular signal transduction
Cellular component (GO): phosphatidylinositol 3-kinase complex
Molecular function (GO): 1-phosphatidylinositol-3-kinase regulator activity
Source: RefSeq, a predicted model, not a curated record
AUGAAUGCCGUCCCGCUCCGCGCCCCGCCCUCCUCCUCCUCCUCCUCCUCCUCCUCCUCUUCGUCCCGCUCGGCCACAGCGGCGGCGGCCCGAGGGACAGCGCGGCCCGCGGGGCCGGGCCGGGCCCCCCCUUGGGGCCCCCCUCGGUGGCGGGGCCCCCCGUGCCGGCGGUGCCGCCCCCCGAUGACCCUUCGGUCCCCGGGGGCGGGCGGCGAUGGCGCGGGGGCGGCCGAAGAGCAGCAGCCCCCCGACCCCAAGGGCCCGGCCGCCGCCAACGCCAUGCGGGAGCUCACGCACACAGGGUGGUACUGGGGCAACAUGACUGUUAAUGAAGCCAAAGAAAAAUUAAAAGAUGCUCCAGAAGGAACUUUUCUGAUUAGAGACAGUUCCCAUUCGGACUAUCUUCUAACUAUAUCCGUAAAAACGUCGGCCGGACCAACCAAUCUCCGCAUAGAGUAUCAAGAUGGGAAAUUCAGAUUGGACUCGAUCAUAUGUAUCAAAUCCAGGCUCAAGCAGUUUGACAGCGUGGCCCAUCUCAUCGAGUACUACGUUCGCAUGUGUAAGGAUAAGAGAACUGGCUCUGACACACCUCGAAACGGAACCGUUCACUUGUAUUUGACCAAACCUCUCUAUACUUCGACUCCGUCACUGCAGCAUCUCUGUAGGUUAACCAUAAACAAAUGUACGAGUAAGAUCUGGGAACUGCCUUUGCCGACGAGACUAAAAGACUACCUGAAAGAAUAUCAAUACCAGGACGGAGAACAUCUUUUCGGAAGGGUUUUCUCCCGGAUUUCUACUCGGUUGAUUUCACCGUGCUUUUCUCCCGAGGGAUCUCCCGAUAGAUACAUCUGGAGAGUGCCCUUGUCUGAGACGCAAGAGGGGCUAAACCGAGAUGAGGUGGUUCCCUUUUUUUGCUCUCCAGAUGGUGAAGCGGGUGUCUCAGGCUAUUCGGGUUGUACGUUCUAGCGGGCUUAGAGCUCGGUAAAACAGAUCGUGCUCGUGAGACCCCAUCCCGUGUUUUACGCGGUUGACGGAAGCGAGUCUGACCGGUCGGUUCCGUGCAUGCCUUUUUGCCACCCUCAUCCGACCGUCUCGUUUGAGUUCAAGAACGCAGUCGUCCACCCAAAGGGAGACUUCUCUCAAAAGCAGAUUGUACGCGUCUACCGGGAAUCCCGUGGAAUUCCUGAAAUCCGUACCCGGCAGAGGAAUCCCACAGAAUUCUUGAAAUCCGUGCCCGGCGGACGGUCCUUUCCUUUGUUUUCCCAACGGAGCGGUGUCUUCACCUGUUGCCGUGGCUCUCUGAGGAGGGGCCGUAGAAAUUUCCACGUUGUUAUUUUGAAUCGUCUAGCCACAGGUAUCGGCGCAGUUGUUUCCCUUCCACCGCGUAGAGUACUUUCACUUAAUUUUCUUCCAGACACAGGCGAAGACUUGCCUGGUUCGAAAGCGUUUAUCCACCGCUGUAGCUAUUAUCCAACUUCGAAUAGAGUGUAUUAAAUAAAGCAAACUUUGACAAGUUGCA